Aplysia californica (California sea hare) is the source of this 2713-nucleotide messenger RNA. RefSeq names its product beta-1,3-galactosyltransferase 1. The transcript is spliced from 2 exons. Gene Ontology annotation, cellular component: membrane. Gene Ontology annotation, molecular function: hexosyltransferase activity. Bases 244 to 1419 code for a protein of 391 amino acids. The record is from RefSeq and is a predicted model, not a curated record. NCBI's taxonomy places the organism in Eukaryota, Metazoa, Mollusca, Gastropoda, Aplysiida, Aplysiidae.
UCCCCCUCAGUGCCCUCAGUCAUCUCACUAGUUUCGGACUCCCAGAGACGUCCAGGCGAAAUAAAUAAAACCACGAGCCUAUUUAUUUGUUUUUAUUUACUGUACGUCGUGGAUCCAGUUGGGCCCAAUGUCCAGUACACGGUGUAACCUCAAUAUUUUCCUUUGGACUUGUGUGGCUGUGCAAAUAGUAUAAAGCUGAUCAAGAGAUUGGGUAUUUGAGGAUACAACAGAUUUUGCGCAGUAAUGGCGCUACGCACUAUCCGAAAGAUGAAGCUGAACCUUCUGGUCACUGUCGUCGUAGCGGUGAACGUCCUGUUCUUUUUCUCCAUGUCUUACCAAGGGAUAGGCAUAUUCGCCCGACGAGCCCAGCAGGCUAAGUACGCCCAACAGAACGAACAUCGUAUCGACGUAGAGUCGGGAAAGACUCGAGAAAGCACGCCUCUACCAACACAAACUGUCACAACCUUGUCGCCGGUCGUGAGACGAAAGAUUCAAAUUAUUAAGGAAGACUUGAACGACUCGAGCCUCACUAACGAUGCCUACUAUCCUGGAAAAAGGGUGGGGAAGUACAUUAUGGUUAAUCCAGAUCUAUGCAGAGACGCCAACAAGAUCGAUGUGAUUAUCAUCGUCCACACUGCACCAGCUAAUCUGGACAAACGACAGAGAAUUAGGGAUUCUUUUGCAAAACAGUCGAAUUUCUUGCCAUUCCAGGUUCGAGUUGCGUUUCUCUUAGGAUUGACCAGUAACAAAACUCUGGAGAGAGUGCUUUGGUUUGAACACACCACGUACAACGAUACGGUCAUGGGGAACUUCAAGGACGACUACCACAAUCUCACUCUCAAGGGUGUCAUGGGCUAUCGAUGGAUCAGUGAGCAUUGCGCCAACUCAAGGUUCGUCCUUAAAAUCGACGAUGACGUUUUAAUAAACAUGUACAAGUUGUUAUAUUCUUUUUUAAACCAUAUGAACGGUAAGCGUAAGUCGAUUUUUUGCAACUUGUGGCACAAAAACACGAUGCCUAUCUUGAGGACGGGCAAGUGGCGUGUAGAUCCUCACGUCUUCUCACACAAGCAAACGUUCCCUUACGACUACUGCAGCGGCUUCGUGGUCAUCAUGACGUCAGACCUGAUGAGACCGCUGUACGAGGCCGCACAGACCACGCCCUUCUUCUGGAUCGAUGACGUGUACCUUUUCGGCAUGCUCCCCAGCGUGGUCGGGGGUGUCACGUACUACAACUACGCCUUGGACAAAAAUAUGACGCUUAACGACAAAGUCGCCAUAAACUGCACAACUCAGCAGGGGCCUCGCUGCCCAAUUUUCGCUACAUUCAUUUCCAAUCAAGCUUACUGGCCGUACUGGGAACUCAUCAAAGGGAUCUAUUCGCCCGAGUCUUGGAACGUAGAGAACAAAUUAGUCACGUGAUCGGUAUCCCUCCUGCCGUGUGUCUUUCGUCGUGUUAUAGAAAGAGCAUAGUAUGUUGCAUAAUUUAUUAGCCAAAGCCUCACGAGGCCUUGAAGUGUGUUCUGUAAGGCGUAUAGAGCUGCACGCGUUGUGAACUAAAUAUUACCUCCACCGAAAUGGGAGAGUUACUGUGGGUGCAGUAUCGAGCUUUUUAAGUUGACAGCAGGCGCCAUAUCAGAAAAAAGCCCACAUAUAGGGAAAUAUUUACUUUUCGGCGUGUAUAGCACUCUAAAAUGAAGAACUGUUCUUUUUUUAACUUAGCUUAGCACUGAAGAAAAGUUGACAGCACUCAUAAAAUUGAAUUUUCCCAAACAGUCAGCGAAUGCGAUCUGAACUUCUGACACCAUACAAGCCUACAAGAGGCUACACGGUUAUAGUUCCCACAGAUGCAAAACUACCAAUUCAAAGAGAGACGAACUUGGGAUAAGAAAGUGCCGUUCCUAUUAAGUUUUGGAGUACAGUAUUUUAUCUAUAGGGUUAUUUUAGGCGUUUUCAUCUUCGUCUGAGGUGUAAUGCUGGGCUGUUCGUCGUUGCACAAAAAAAGAGAAUUCGAACCCGAAUUAGGAAAGUUUAUUUUCUGGAAUAUAUCGAUCUGCAUCCUCUAGAAUUUUGCAUCCCACUCAGUCUGGCUUGUCCCCGGGUGGCGAGGUUGAAAUUGUCCACCUCCAAACUGGUAUAUAUCCUGCAUUGAUUGGACGCGACAUAAAAUGUUGCAAUAAUGAAUUUAUUGAUGACUUUUCUUGCUUGUCUAGCUCCGUGAUUCUCAAAUAUGAGGGUUAAAUCGGUCUCAUCUCCAAACAUGAUCGUGCAUUAAACCAGUUCCAAACUAUUCCAUUAAAGAAAAUUCCUGUUGCAAGACGUAUUCGUGGUCCCUUUCCCCUCUUCUGUGACGCCCGCGAGGUUUCCACAACUCUGUUGUCUGAGCUAAAGAUUGUACAUAACGAAAUAGUUCACUCGGCAAAAAAGUGUCCGCGGAAGUCCGCGCAUUGGUUCAGAUGUCGCUGCAGUCUUUGUUUUGAAGCUCUCUUUCGUUUCUCCAGAAGAAGAAUAGGAAUAGCACCACCUUGUGCAUCAGCUGUUGCGGUUCGCUCAAAGCGGAGUUUUGGGUUUAUUUUAUUUUAAUGACCCCUUGCCUUCGUUCUAAAGCCAAAUUAAACGAAGAAAACAGUCGCCCCUUCCACCUGAAGAGGAUUUUUGUCAGGGUGACCAUUUUAAAAGGCGUUAUUCCGAAUUUUUAUUAUAAUUUAUACAAAAA